Messenger RNA from Miscanthus lutarioriparius, 1017 nucleotides. The record is from the annotation of a GenBank genome assembly. Lineage: Eukaryota; Viridiplantae; Streptophyta; Magnoliopsida; Poales; Poaceae.
AUGGGGGAGGAGACGCACCAGAGCGUGCAGGAGCUGGCGGCGUCGCUGGGCGCGCUACCGCCGGAGUUCGUGCGGUCUGAGCACGACCGCGGGGUCGCCGCGCCGGACGCGCCGGUGAUCGACAUGUCGGAGCCCGGGUUCGGCGCGCGCAUGGCCGUAGCCGCCAGGGAGUGGGAGCUGUUCCAGGUGGUGAACCACGGCGAACCCUCCGCGGCGGUGGCGGAGCUCCAGCGCGUUGGGCGGGCCUUCUUCGCGCUGCCGCGGGAGGAGAAGGAGCGCUACGCCAUGGACCCGGCGUCGGGCAAGAUCGAGGGCUACGGCACCAAGCUGCAGAGGGACCUCGAGGGCAAGAAGACGUGGAACGACUUCUUCUUCUUCCACGUCGUCGCGCCGCCGGAGAAGGUGGACCACGCCGUCUGGCCCGAGAGCCUCGCCGUCGCCGGGUACAGGGAGGCGAACGAGGAGUAUUGCAGCCACAUGCAGCGCCUGACGCGCGAGCUGUUCGAGCACCUCUCGCUGGGGCUCGGCCUCCACGAGGGCGCCAUGGCGGCGGCGUUCGGCGGCGACGGCCUGUCGGAGCUCACGCUCGGCGUCGCGCCGCACACCGACAUGAGCACGCUCACCGUCCUCGUGCCCAACGACGUGCAGGGCCUCCAAGUCUUCAAGGAUGGUCAGUGGUACGACGCCAAGUACGUGCCGGACGCGCUCAUCGUCCACAUUGGCGACCAGAUAGAGGCAAGCGUGCAACGACUCAGCAUUUUUUUUUCUCUUCUGAUGAUCUUGCUCGCCCACGUCUUUGGUGUGCGGACACUCUUACUAACUGAUUUUCAGCAAGGCGGUGCUGCACCGUACGACGGUGAACAAGGAGAAGAUGCGGAUGUCAUGGCCGGUGUUCGUGGAGCUGCCGGGGGAGCUCGUCCUCGGACCGCACCCGAAUUGAAGCUGGUCACGGACGAGAGACCGGCCAAGAAGUACCAGGACUACCAGCACUGCAAGAUGAACAAGCUUCCCAUGUAA